Messenger RNA from Nelumbo nucifera (sacred lotus), 471 nucleotides. Lineage: Eukaryota; Viridiplantae; Streptophyta; Magnoliopsida; Proteales; Nelumbonaceae. The record is from RefSeq and is a predicted model, not a curated record.
UGGAGAGAGAGAGAAAUGAUGACUUGCUUCAAGAAGUACAGGAAGAAGAGAGGGCACGUCAGCACCGGGCACAGCCGAAUCGGGAAGCACCGGAAGCACCCGGGAGGUCGUGGUAAUGCCGGAGGCAUGCAUCACCACCAGAUCCUCUUCGACAAAUAUCAUCCUAGUUACUUCGGUAAAGUGGGCAUGCGUUACUUCCAUAAGCUUUGCAACAAGUUCUAUUGCCCCAUCGUCAACAUCGACAAACUCUGGUCUAUGAUCCCUCAAGAUGUCAAGGAUAAGGCCUCCGCCGAUAACGUUCCCCUCGUCGAUGUUACCCAGUUCGGUUACUUCAAGGUGUUGGGCAAGGGUGUCCUACCUCCAUCUCAGCCCAUCGUCGUGAAGACGAAGCUCAUACCCAAGAUUGCAGAGAAGAAGAGCAAGGAGGCCGGUGGUGCCGUCGUACUCAUCGCUUAGAUUUACUAAUGUAUG